ACAGUGGUACCAGAUUAUUUACUUCCGGUAAUAAGUCGUCGCAAAAUGACGUUAAUCGAGUCGUAUGAGCAACAGUAUUCCUCAUUAAGUGCCGAUAUUACCGUUUCUAUCGGUAAAAUUAGUAACACAAUUGGAGCGGAAAAGCAAGCAAACAUUCGCCAUGUUGAUAAGCUGUUCGAUGAAUUAUCUGAACUGCUUGAACAGAUGGAGCUGGAAAUUAAAGAUCUACCUGGCAAAGAUAAACAGAAGUAUAGAACCAGACUAGUCUCAUACAAGGCUGAAAAUAAAAAACUCCUAGCUGAUAUGAAAAGAGCCAAGCUUGGAUUAAAUGCAAGGGAGGAGCUGUUGGGAGAAGAGUGUAAUGAUUCCGAAGAUCAGAGGACCAGAUUGCUAGACAACACAGAGAAAUUGGAAAGAGGAUCUAGAAGACUGCAGGAUGGUUAUAGAGUUGUCAUGGAAACAGAGGAAAUGGGAGCCCAGAUACUGACAGAUUUACAAGACCAAAGAGAAACUAUCCAGCGGUCCAGAAACAGGCUUGAAGAAACAAAUACUGCACUUGGGAAAAGUUCUAGGGUACUCUCAGGAAUGGCAAAAAGGAUAAUACAGAAUAGGAUACUUCUGGUAGUGGUGAUUCUAGUCAUAGUGUUUGUCAUCAUCAUGGCGAUAUACCUUACAGUACGCAAAAAGUCUUGAUGAACUUUAGUGUUAUAAUUUAUCUGGAGACGUUGCAAUAUCAUGGAUAAGUUAGAAAUGCAUUUACAGCUUGUGUUGGUCAGGUCCUAAUGUCAGGUGUAUGAUAGAGCUGAUUUGUGAUAUACUUUUAUUUAUUGUAUGGCCCACCUUAGAUACUUUAAAAAGUAUUGUUUGAUUUGUUUUAUGAUCAUUUGUCUUGAAAAGCCUUAAUAUUAACAUGUGCAUGUAAUGGUAUUCUGAAUAAUACUUUAUCGUAAAGAAAAUCUAUCUUAUGGACAAACUAAAUACAUAGAAUGGACAAACUAAAUAUAUAGAUUGGACAGCAUAAAUAUAGAUAAGCUUUUGUUCAAAUCAGAGAUAUAACAAGUAAACAGAUUACAACAUUGAAAAAACGGCGAAACGGACCGCCUGGAGGUGAUAAUUAGGCGAAGUGGCCGACUUUACAGCGACGAUAUCGCUACCUAUCUUUAUCAUCAUCAUCUUCAUGUGUGGUAACAAUCCCCAUAACUCUAAUGGUAUUUUUGACAGAAUUAUGCCCCUUUUAUACUUAGUUUUUUUGCAAUCUUCGCUUUCUGGAUAUAAUUUUAAUGCAAUACAAGAUAAAGACUUGAAACUUAAAAUGUAUCAUCAUCAUCUGCAUGUGUGGUAACAAUCCCCAUAACUCUGAUUUGUAUUUUUGACCGAAUUAUGCCCCUUUUAUACUUAAAUUUUUUACAAACUUCAUUUUCUAGACAUAACUUUGGUACCAUAUAAGAUAAUGACUUGAAACGCAAAAUAUAUCUGUAUCAUCAUCAUCUGCAUGUGUUGUAACAAUCCUAAUAACUCAGAUUUGUGUAUUUGAUGGACUUAUGUCCCUUGGUGUAUCUUCCUUUUAAAGUAGAGGUCUCUUAUUCAGACAUACGUUCAUUUUACUGUCAGAUCGCCGAAUAGUGGAGCGCGCUGUCUUAUGGACAGCUCUUGUUUGAUAUUUGCUCCGGGGAGCAUCCAUCGGUGUUACUGAUUGCCUCGUUCAAGAUUUGUAUUUCAUCUAUACGACACAUUGUUCAUAUUUAAUGAUAAUACUCUUUCCGCAAAUUUGUAGUAAUAGGUUAAAUAUUGUUAUAAUACAUUUGUGUGUACAACUCGUCCUUUGACAGUUUGUAACAUGUAAGUUUGAAUUUCAAGUUUAAUUAUUUCAAUAGGAGUUAUGGCCCUUUGUUUUAGCUAGGCAAAAGUAAAGUAAAGUAAUAUUCAUAUAUACUUAUAUUUA
This is a messenger RNA of Mercenaria mercenaria, 1942 nucleotides long. RefSeq names its product vesicle transport through interaction with t-SNAREs homolog 1A-like. Gene Ontology annotation, cellular component: endoplasmic reticulum membrane; ER to Golgi transport vesicle membrane; Golgi apparatus. Gene Ontology annotation, molecular function: SNAP receptor activity; SNARE binding. The record is from RefSeq and is a predicted model, not a curated record. The transcript is spliced from 8 exons. Bases 46 to 693 code for a protein of 215 amino acids. Lineage: Eukaryota; Metazoa; Mollusca; Bivalvia; Venerida; Veneridae. Gene Ontology annotation, biological process: vesicle fusion with Golgi apparatus; retrograde transport, endosome to Golgi; macroautophagy.